AUGAAUGGUGCUACUGGCAAAUACGCCUGCCUGAGCCACCCUUGGGGCAAGCGUCCAUUGUUGCGAACACUGAAGAAGAAUCUCUCUCAAUUCACCAAUGAAAUCCAGUGGUCAGAUCUGCCUCCCACUUUCAGAGACGCAAUCGACUUUACCCACCGACUUGGCCUCAAGUAUAUCUGGAUCGAUUCCCUUUGCAUCAUUCAGGAUGAUCCUCUCGACUGGCAGAGAGAGGCCGCCAAAAUGCCCGACAUUUAUCAGAAUGCCUACGUAACGCUCGCAGCUUCCAAAGCAGUCGACUCCAGCCGCGGGCUUUACACCUCUUCCUUGGAUCCUAAACAUCAAUCGCACCAGCUGUCACUCAUGAAUGAUGUGGAUGAUUCAGAUCUCAAACUACACGCGUAUUCGGAAUUGCUACACAUUGAUAGCUUCUGGUCCUACUUCCCUAUCACAAAACGGGCGUGGGUGUUUCAGGAACGUCUGCUCUCAGGUAGAGUUGUACACUUUGCCGGUUCCGAAUUGAAUUGGGAAUGUCGCUCAGCGAGGACAUGCGAGUGCGGUGAGAUCUCAACCUCCACCUCUUUGCCUGAGAAGAUCCAAUUCUCAGGUAGUUUGGCCGAGUUGAGUGGGCAGUACAAUUGGAUUGCAGAAGGACUGCCACCCUCAGCACCAGGAAAUGGCCAAGACGAAAAUCUGGACUACAGCAAGUUUACCCCGGCACUACUCCAUUCGCCCAAGUGGACCAAAAGCGUCAAAACGUGGCGACAAACAGUACAGUCUUACUGUGCUCUGAACUUGACGUUUUCAAAGGACAUCUUCCCGGCUUUGGCCGGCAUUGCAAAAGUGUGGAAUCCCGAGUACGAGAAACUCUAUCGAGCGGGGCUAUGGAUGGACUCGUUGCAUCUAGAUCUUUUGUGGCUCGUCUAUAAACCUGAAAAGCGUCCUAUUGUAUGGAGGGCCCCGACAUGGUCGUGGGCAUCUCUUGAGUACCACAACGACGACUUUAUUCGCUUCGACUCUGACUCAGAUUGCAGAAACUCUGGCAAGGGCAGCUGGUUCUCGUUGGGGAAGAUAGGGAGCGAAGAUUACUCUCCUGUUGCAGAUAUUCUGGAAGCAGUUUGCGUUCCAGCUGGUAUUGUCGAUCCAACCGGAGAGCUUGACUCUGCCCACCUUCUACUUUCAACUUUUGCAAUCUCCGGAACACUAGUGAAAUGGCCGGGAGUACUCGUUGAAUAUGGUGUCAGUCCUGUCUGGCUCGUUGUCGGGAACUUAUGGAUCAGCCAAGGCGACAGCCAUACUAGGGGCUUGCAUUUGGACGCUCCGAUCAUUGGCGCAAAUUCCGGGUGGUCGAUUCCCGUUCGCAUUAUUCGCAUAACGGAUUUCGGUGCCAACACAGGCAACCAUCCUGAUAUGGCCUGUCUGGUGAUCCGAUCAAAACGAGCCGCGACCGCAGAUGGACACAUUGAGUAUGAACGUCUUGGUUACGUCCGAUUUGUAGAACAAGGAUUCUCACAAGUGCCGGCCAUCCCGAACGAACAUUCAACUCCAGAACCCAGCAUUCAAGAUUGGUUGACAAGAUAUCGGGAAUAUAUCAAAGGGAAACAUACGCGGGAACUGGGCGUAUCGAAUCUGGGGCGUCUCAAAGAUUGUUUCGAAAAAUCAGGGCGCGAGAUUUUCAAGAUUGUGUAG
Molecule: messenger RNA, 1686 nt
Organism: Colletotrichum abscissum
Lineage: Eukaryota; Fungi; Ascomycota; Sordariomycetes; Glomerellales; Glomerellaceae
Exons: 1
Coding region: 1-1686 (561 amino acids)
Source: RefSeq, a predicted model, not a curated record